CGUUCGCGAAAAAAUCACUGGGUUUCUCGUUUUGCCCCCGAAUUUCAAAACUGUUCAAUGUUUCCCAUACGUUUAAUUCCGAUUUUACCGGAAACUGGCCACCGUUAUCUUUGAAAUUUCCUGGAUGUGACAGAAUUUUUGCGUUAAAACGAUGAGUUAUCCAAAUGAAGAUCGACAUGAACGUGAUGUUGUUGGCGGCCAGUCUCGGAAUCCUUCCCAAGACGGAGAAAAACACGACAAAUCUAAAGUUUUGAACGCCAAUCCAGGAGUCCCAAUGGCAGGCCCAGAGAGUGGAACUUAUCAUAGAGCGCAUGUUGAUCAAGCAAGUAUCAAGAUGGGAAAACCUCUUCAGAAUCGCCCAAUAGCUCCAGCUUCAGGCUCUAUUGGAAUGAUCCCUAGUCACCUUGCACCUGGUCUUGUUGCUGGCACCAUGCAAGGAUUUAAUGCUGGCCAUCCUUUGAUUGCUUCAAUGAUGAGGAUGCCUCAGCCAGCCUUCUCACAUGUCCCUGUAGGAGCUGCUGCAGGGGCACUUGCUGGGGUGACACCCAGGAAUACUUCUUUACGUACCCCAACAAUGCCAGCUGCUGUGAAACCUAUGGGACACACCAGUCAAACUCAUAACAGUGGUCAGUCACAGUCACAGGCUCCCAUAACAACAGGCACCUCUUGUCCUUCAUCCCCUGGCCCAUCUUCUUCUUCUCAUCUUGCUACUGUCGCAGUCUCUUCAUCUUUGCAUCAGCCCAUAGCAGACCACAAGUCAAGUGAAAUGCGAGAGGCAAGACCAGGUUUGAUGACUGAUUUGGCAAGAAGAGGUGCAUCACCCACAGUUCAGGCAGUGGCACCAGCCCAUCCACCAGCUUCUACCAGUAACAAAGUCAUCUCUAUUGUACCAUCAGCACCUCUCUCACAGAGUCAUCAAGUACCAAAACAGUCUGUUCCCACAGUGUCAUCACACCAUCCCAUUUCUGCACAUGGUAGUGGACCAGUUACAGGUACAGGGACAUCUGUCAGUAGCACCAUUUCUCACAUGCCAUCAGCUGCUGUUGGCAUGUCUGGUCAUUCUCAAACGUCAAAAAUAGUCUCAUCAAACACAGUCAGUGUGACACCAGCUGUGCUGACAACAACAGCAAGAAUCUAUACUCCACCUCACAUUGCAUUCACGGCUCCAAGGCAGCCACCUAUCUCAAGCUUGGAAUCCACCACGAAUCCAGCAGCAGAUCAUGCAAGGUUGAGCAAACCAAGUGGGACGGCAUCUCCAGCAACAGUGUCAUCUCAUCAUACCAGCACUAUUUCCACUGUUCCUCACAUGGCUGGGCCUUCUCUCAACUCAGUUGUUGGAAAUGAAAGCCGAAUGGACAGAGCACAUCAGGCCUUGCCCCAGUUCCCUUACCACCCUAUGGCUAGUAUGGCAGGUCUAUUUUAUCAAGAUGCUAUAUCUGCAGUGCACCCAGGGCUUCAUCCGCAGUAUCACCAACCAGCCUUUGGCCCAAUGCCGUCUCUUGCCAGAUCACAGGGUGUGGUCACUUCUGCUGCGGCUGCUGCUGCAGCUGCUGGAGUGAACCCUAUGCAGAUUAUGGAUCAUUCAAGGCUGAUUUUCCAACCAUCUGCAGCACUUGGUGUUGGAGCUUCAAGUAUAGCGAACUUAACUGGGACAGACACGCCGGCUAGUGCUGGUAUUAUGGACAUCAGUGGUGCAAUUGCUGGUACAUACAGUGUUCCAAUCUUCAAUGUCCCACCGUCAGCCGGAAUCCAGGCCACACAGCUGACAGCUCCAAAUCCCAAUGCGACAUCUCCGCGGCCAAGCAUUCUACGAAAGAGAACUUCAGAAGGGGUGCGUAAACCUCCAAGCCAACUGCCGUUUGCCGCUGAGAUGCUGGUAUCAAAUCAGACGGAGGCCGCAGCCAGCCCGAGAUCGGACAGUACACUGUCUGCACCACACUCCACACAGAACUCGCCUAAACCCGCAAGUGAUUCCGGAAGUCAAUCGAACGAAACUGCAGCCGUAACAACAGCCAGUGUUACAACAACAGAACAACCAGUUGUCAAUCAAACCGCUCCCGUGUCACCGAGUAAAGUCAAGAGAGAACCGUCCAGCGAGGCGGCACCUACCCCAAAUGUGGCUACCACUGCUGUGUUGAACGGAAACACUCCUGCCGCCCCUGCCACGCCCUUACUCGCAAAUGCUACAACUACGAGCAGCGAGGCGGCUUCACCGAGGAAAAAACCACGAAAGCAAAAUGUUGUCGCUACGGAAGACAAGUUCGGUAGUAACGUUAACAUGGAACCUGAUUCGCCAACAGAUGAAGACAAGAAACCAAAACAGGAGGAAGCAGAUGAAGAUUUGAAGUUCAUACUACUAAAGAGGCCAAAAAUCUCCAUCGUUGCGAAUUACAAGAUCAACACAAAAGCAGCUCAUAACCAUUUCCAGCGGUAUUCUGAUGUCAAGGCAAAAGAAGAAAGAAAACCCUCCAUACAAGAAAUUGCCAGUCAGAAGGGGAUUAUACAGAGAGCAAACGGCUGGCGGGUCCAGCACAUCGCUGGACAAAUGGACGAGCUGAUCGCUGCUGAACAGGAAGUGUUGAAAAAGAUGGGAGAGAUCAGAGAAAAGAUUCCUAAGGUGAAACCGGGUCAGAAAACCAAAUUCCAGGACGAUUUAGUGAUGUUAAAUGAGUUACUUCAGGGUAACAUUCAAAGAUCGCAGCUGGUUGUUGAACAGCUUGGAGAUUCGCGAAAAUCUAUGAUCAAGGUUUUGGAUCACAGGCCGCGUGUAAUGGAUAUAAUUCAAAAACAGAUGAGUAAGCGAAAUCCCAAGAAGAAGAGCCAAUAACUUGAUAGAAGGCCAGGACAUCUUAAGACUGAGGAUAUUUUAAUACACUGUACAAUUCUCAAGCGAUGGUUUCAUGCCGGGCCAACUGUCAUGAAAUCUCUUCGGAUAUACAUAUGAAAAAGAGACUUAUUCUCAUUAUUUAACUCGUGGAUCUUCUUAUUUUACUUCUCUUUCAACAUCCAUCCAAGCCUUCUUACUUGACAAUUCAGUAUGCGCUUUGAAGCUUCAAUGGGAAGGCUUUAUUACAAGCCACUGUUCGUGAAACGAGCCCGCGCUCCUCCCAAACCAUCUCGAAAAGAUCGAAGACCGCACUCGAGUAAACGGCGGAAAUUCAGUCAAGUGGAGGCGCCGUGAAAAGAUGCAGCCAGGCCGUGAGAGGUGUAGGACAGCAAAUAAUGGUAAAGCCCGAACCUAACGUCCGCUGACUACUUUCGCGCCUCGACGUCUCUAUUCCAACAAACGCCCCGAAAGCUGCCAGCUACACAGGUUAGCUCUUUGAAUGUCUGUUUUUUGCGAGGUGGCUAAUGCCAAGAUGGUUACGGACACUUCUUUGGUUGGUCACGCAACGUUUCUUUGAAAACUUGCUUGGAUUAUUGUCGUCACGUUAGCACGUGAACCAGGAAAUCUGGGUCGGGAACAGGCGGUUGAGGCUCCUUGGUAAUCUUCCCGAGACAGGAAUCAAAAAGAGAAAAUGUAAAAUGUAAUUUUGAACAGCUGAGUUUGUCGCAUUAAUUGAAACUAAUUCUUAAGAAUCGUAAGAAAAGAAAAAAAAAAAGAAAAGGAAAGCCGUACGAAGCAAGUCACAUCACGAUUCAGAACUUUGUUUGCUUUCUUCUUCUUUUUCUAGAUCAAUAUCAGCAUCUGAGCAACUCGCACCUUACCAAUCCCUUCCCUAUCCCAACAGCAGUCAACUAAUAACAAGUUAGGGCUAGUGUGGGGUUGGGGGAGGAGGGGGUGGGGGGAUAGGUACGUAGUUGCUCACUUUGAUCAAUUUUUCCAGGGAAGUUUUCCUGUAAGUUUUCCAUCCAGUUCUCCCGAGUUGCCCAAAGAUUCCAAAACUAGUGUUGUACCAAAUCAAGAGGAGUCCAUGAUAGAAGUAGCUUAAGUUGUAAAAGGUUUCUCUUAUUCUUUUUUUUUUUUUUUUAAUGAAAAGUAACUUCUUAUCUUGCGCGUCUAUAUUAACAUAGUGACUUGUAUAUAUUACGUGUUGUCUGCUUGAGUUAAGUAAGAGACUGAGAUUGGAGAAAAGUGGAAAAGUGUAAACUUACGUUUUUUAUCUGAUUAAAACAAAAUAUCACAAGUGCAAAUUCUUAAUUGAAUGAAUGAAGCUUAUAAACACUUAUUUUUCUUGAGUUAUUUGAAAUCUCAUGCCACUCAAAUUUUCCUGUCCGAUCUUGUGCAAUGACAUCAGGUAUUGGCUAAUACAUGGGAGCAGAGGGUAGGUAAGGUUCAACUAUUCAUAAAAUUGUAAGACCAUUGUGUAACAGGAAGAAAAAGAUAAUCUAAGCUCAGGCUAGAUCUGGUAAAUCUACGUAGGUUCUCGUGCUUUGUGAGAAUAAAAUAUGUCCUCAAAUCCUCCAAAUCCAAGGGGCGGUGUGACUUCUCACCAGCACAAUUCAGUCAAUCCAGUGGACUAAAGUUCACCGCGGGAAUAUUAUGAUCUUGAUAUAGUAAAAGAUAAUUCUUCGUUCCCAGAGGGUAGGUCUGGCUGCGAGAUUAAGAAUCUGAUUUGCCGAUAAAACUAACAACAAAAUAAAACAAAUUGGUCACGGCUCCAAGGACGAUAUUUGUGCUGAAUCCUUUCAUGUUUGGAACUCUUUAUCAAGCUUUCUUAUU
Pocillopora verrucosa is the source of this 4663-nucleotide messenger RNA. Its product is annotated as histone deacetylase complex subunit SAP130. Gene Ontology annotation, cellular component: Sin3-type complex. The record is from RefSeq and is a predicted model, not a curated record. Gene Ontology annotation, biological process: negative regulation of transcription by RNA polymerase II. NCBI's taxonomy places the organism in Eukaryota, Metazoa, Cnidaria, Anthozoa, Scleractinia, Pocilloporidae.